This is a messenger RNA of Octopus sinensis (East Asian common octopus), 2953 nucleotides long. Its product is annotated as pendrin. The record is from RefSeq and is a predicted model, not a curated record. NCBI's taxonomy places the organism in Eukaryota, Metazoa, Mollusca, Cephalopoda, Octopoda, Octopodidae. Gene Ontology annotation, biological process: transmembrane transport. Gene Ontology annotation, molecular function: bicarbonate transmembrane transporter activity; sulfate transmembrane transporter activity; chloride transmembrane transporter activity. The coding region runs from base 454 to 2490 and encodes 678 amino acids. Gene Ontology annotation, cellular component: membrane. The transcript is spliced from 18 exons.
GGUUUGGAGGCCAGGUGCUUUGCAUGCACUCGAAAAAACUCGUGGAGAAUUAUUAUUUGACACCGAGGUACGAGCGGGUCUUGCACGAAAUAUUUACCUAACCUUGCCUAGAAGGAAAGUGUCAAAUUACACUAUAAGCAAAGAGUACUGUGUAAUGGUUAUGCGUUUAUAACCCGAUUGAAACCGGGUCCGUCUGCUUGUUGCUCAUAUAAGUUGGUUUCAUUGAAAUGACGUGUAGAAUUACCUCCCAUGUAUUAAUGAUCUCAGUAAACUAUUUCAUGGAUCCGUUUCGUCUUCAUUUCUAGAAAUGAAUUUUGGCGAUUCUCAGAUUCUUUACAGAUUUUAUUGUUUCGUAUUCUUUGGACAAAACAGUAAUUCUGAAGGUAAACUAAAGGUAUCUACAAGGUAGCCGAACAGUGUGGCCUUAAUCCUUCACCAGCUACUCAACGCCAAAUGACAGACUCAUCAGACAGAUGUUUCAUUAACAUAAAGCGCCCAGUAUAUAAGACAGAUGAAUUCAUUAAAACAUUUCAAAAAGAGAUUACACCACCUAGGUGGCAUGCUAGGUUGGGUCUCUACCUCAGGAAUAAAAUGAAGUGCAGUAAAAGGGAUCUUUUGGGGAUGUUCCCUAUCAUUAAUGUCAUUCAAACUUACCAACUAAAAGCGUUCAUCCUUGGUGAUUUCAUUUCGGGAAUUACUGUUGGCUUCAUGCAGUUACCUCAAGGUAUGGCAUAUGCAAUGCUCUCAAAUCUUCCACCAGUCAUUGGACUCUACAUGGGCUUUUUCCCUGUUAUUUUAUAUGCUAUCCUUGGAACAUCCAAACAUCUUUCUAUGGGUACCAUUGUUGUUGUUAGUUUGUUGAUUGGUUCCCUAAUAAAUGACCGGUUCAGCCUUCAUGAAGAUUCUGUCAUAUCUAUGGGCCCACGACUAUUUAAUGUCUCCACUUCAGAGAUCUUUCCAGAAAAUAUUACAAUCUCUCCAGAGAAGAUAUCCCAAGUUGGGAUUGAGAAGAUAAAAUUUGCUAUGGCUGUGACUUUAAUUAGUGGUAUAACUCAGUUAUUAAUGGGUAUUUUAAACAUGGGUAUUAUUGUUCGACUGAUGUCCGACUCUCUUGUAAGUGGAUUUUCUUGUGGUGUUGCUAUAUAUAUAAUUAGCAGUCAAUUGAAGUACAUCUUAGGACUAACAGUGCAACGUUACACUGGAGUGCUUAGUGUACCAAUGACAAUUGUGGCAGUUGCGAAACUUCUCCCAAAAUGUAACUACCCAGAACUUCUAUUAUCAAUUGUUGUCAUGGUGAUCAUCUACUUAGUCAAGGUGUACAUCAAUGAAAAAUUUAAAACUCGGUUAUUAAUACCAGUCCCUAUUGAUUUAAUCAUGGUGAUUUUUUCAACAGUUGUCUCAUAUUAUUUGAAACUCCAUGAGAAAAAUAACUUUGUUGUUAUUGGAGAUAUUCCAUCUGGGUUGCCUAUGCCAGUUCUGCCUGACAUCUCUUACGCUGCAGAUUACAUUUCUCAGAGUAUCAUAAUUGGUCUUGUAGCCUUUGCUCAGUCAAUAUCUGUUGCUGUUAUAAUUGCACGGAAAGAAGGCUAUGACAUAAAUGCUAAUAAGGAGUUAAUUGCAUAUGGGGCUGUCAACAUCAUAUGUCCUAUAUUUAAUUGCUUCACUGCAGCUGGUGCACUUUCCCGUACAACUGUACAGUUUUCCAGUGGGGGUAAGUCUCAGAUUGCCAGUCUGUUUGGAAGUUUUUUUGUCUUGCUCAUGAUUCUAGCUGCUGGACCCCUUCUGAGGCCUCUUCCAAAUUGUGUCCUGUCCGCUAUCAUCCUGGUAUCCCUGAAGUCAAUGUUGAAAGAGAUCUGUACAUUAAAACGAUUAUGGCGUGUCAGCCCCUGUGACUGUUUUAUAUGGAUUGGUACAUUUCUAGCAAUUAUUCUCACCACCAUAGAAUUAGGUUUAAUUAUUGGUAUUGGAAUUGGAGCUGCUACUGUUCUCAUCCGAACACAAAUGGUGCGACCUAUCAAAUUAGGUACAAUUGAGAGGACUGAAAUAUUUCGAGAUAGAACCAAGUACCAAGUGACAACACCGCAGACUCCUGUGAUCAUUUUAUCUUACCCUUCACCAUUAUAUUAUGCCAAUGUUGAGGUUUUCCAAACCAAAGUUAAAGAGAAAUUUGCUGAAUUUAAUAAAUUAUCAAAGAAUAAGUCUGCAGAUAACAAUAUAAGCACUAACUCCACAUGUAAGGAAUUAGAGCAAUACUAUGUAAUCAUUGACUGUUCUGCUAUUUCCUUCAUUGAUGCAAUGGGAGCCAAAGCCUUCAAACAGCUCUUUCUGGAUGCCAAACAAGAAAGUGUCUCCUGUUUAUUUUCAUGUGUAAAUGACUCUGUAUUAUCUGUGUUGAAAGCUUCUGAUGUGUUUGAGACUUUACAGAAUUCCCUCUAUGUGACAACAUACGAUGCCCUGAUGGCAAUUGAACUACAAGAUGAGGAUGUAUAGAAGCUCAUUUUUCGUAACAGCAAUGCGUCUGCGAUUUGGAAGUUUUUUCUUUGAAGACCUCUACUCAUAAAUCUAAGGAAUACAACUGUUCUCUCCAUCUAAUGACAAACCAAGAGCUAGAGGACAUAUUCACAUUUAUUAACCGUGAAACCAAUACACAAUGCUUGAAUCACAAAGGAAGAAUAUUUCAUCAAACUUAAAUUUUAGAAAUAUAUAUACAGAAGAUAUUUUCUUAUUAUCUAAUCCAAGCACAUAUAUAUGUUCUUUUCUUAAUGCAUGAUGCAUAUUAUUAUCUUUAAAAAAUACAUAUUAUUCAGGUACAUGCCACAAGUGGAAACUCAGGACAGACUGCAAGCCAUUAAUAAAGUAAAUUGUCAACAAAAGCCUCACAAUCUGAAAAAAAUAUUGACAAAAAAUAUUUACUUACAUUAUAUAUUAAGUGUGUAUAUGUAUGUAUGUAUGU